Molecule: messenger RNA, 1485 nt
Organism: Paraglomus brasilianum
Lineage: Eukaryota; Fungi; Glomeromycota; Glomeromycetes; Paraglomerales; Paraglomeraceae
Source: the annotation of a GenBank genome assembly
AUGACUCUUCAGGAAGAUUACCCGCCUCGUCUUCUGCCAGAAAAGUAUCAGACUUUGAAGGAACAAACGAUCGACUGGUCGAUUGCCAACAGUCUUGUAAUACGUCCGACUGCUGAAGUUGCCUUACCUCAAAAUAUAUCUGUAAUUCAUGCGCCAGUCGCGUUGUUCCCGUCGCCCAUACCGAGGGAGGCUUUCGAGGAGGCUGUGAAUCUGCAACCAAUAUUUAAUGAAUUGUAUCAUAAAAUGUCUCUGGAUGAUGCGUUUAUCAAGAGUACUAUACAAAAGGUUUCCGAAGUUGAUGACUUUGUCAAGAAAUUGUACGAUAUUUAUUUAAAAACGAAGGACAAAGUUCAAGUAAGCUCUAAUAAGCUUGAUUCGUUCUUUCAACAACAUGCUUUCAUUUCAGCUCAUAAGUCAGACUACCUACUCCACAUGGAUGAGGGAGAGGUGAAAUCCAAAAUAUUACAAGUCGAGUUCAACACUAUUGCCGCAUCCUUUUCGAGUUUGUCAGCGCUGACAGGGAAAUUACAUAAGUACCUCGUGGAAUCUACGGGCUAUUUUGACGCAAAUGCACGAAUAAACACGGAAUCUUUGCCGGAAAAUGCGUCUUUGACCAGUUUACCAAAAGGCAUUGCUAAGGCUCAUGAGCUUUAUGGAUCUUCAAAAGCCGUUGUUAUGAUGGUCGUUCAGCCAGGAGAACGUAAUGCUUUUGAUCAACGUUGGAUAGAGUAUAAUUUACUACAGAAUCAUAAGGUCCAUCUUAUUCGUAAAACACUCGCUGAAGUUUCUGAAGAGGCAAGUGUAGAUCCAGUGACCAGUUCGCUUACUAUCGCUGGUAAAGAAAUAUCUGUCGUGUAUUACCGAGCUGGAUAUAGUCCGGAUGAUUAUCCGACAGAGAAGCAAUGGGAAGCACGGCUUUUAAUUGAAAAAUCUAAAGCUAUCAAAUGUCCGACGGUAGCCUAUCAAUUAGUCGGUGCGAAAAAAGCACAACAGGAAAUAGCUAAACCUGGUAUGAUUCAGCGAUACAUAAAUGAUCCAAUACAGGUAAAGAAAUUAUACGCUAGCUUUGCUGAACUAUAUCCUCUUGAUACUACGCCAGAAGGUGAAGCAGCUGCUAAGCUUGCACUCGAGAAUCCAGAACGCUAUGUGAUGAAACCUCAGCGGGAAGGAGGAGGUAACAAUAUCUAUACUAAAGACAUUCCUCCUGCACUUGCUCGGCUGUCUGUCUCAGAGCGAUCUUCAUAUAUACUAAUGGAACUCAUCAAACCACCACCAAUGAAAAAUACGGUAUUACGUGAAGGAGAACUAAUAAGUGGUCCCAUGGCAUCAGAGCUUGGUAUUUAUGGCAUAUUUAUUGCCACACAAGACGGAGAGGUGUUAGUCAACGAGCCAGCAGGCCAUUUGUUGAGAACCAAAAGUGCUGAUAUGAAUGAAGGAGGAGUAGCGACAGGAUUUGCUGUACUUGAUUCACCGCUGCUUGUCUAG